Guillardia theta CCMP2712 is the source of this 492-nucleotide messenger RNA. RefSeq lists its product as hypothetical. Bases 1 to 492 code for a protein of 163 amino acids. Lineage: Eukaryota; Cryptophyceae; Pyrenomonadales; Geminigeraceae. The record is from RefSeq and is a predicted model, not a curated record. The transcript has a single exon.
AUGGAUUCUGAUCGGAUGGAAGCAAUGAAAGUGGCAGAGUUGUUUACCGAGGUCUUGCGCGAAUUGGGUAAACUAGAGAAUAAGAAUGGCAACUUGAAUACAUUCAAGGUUGCCUGGGAGAAGUAUCGCAAAGUUUUGAAAGCAACCAUGGUCGACGAGCAAACUAUGGUCGACGAGCAACCUAUGGUCGACGGGCAAACUAUGGUCGACGAGCAACCCGUGGUCGAUGAGCAAACGUUUGAAAAAAUACGCAAGAACAUGAUGGCUGAGACCAUUCAUGAAUUGUUCAAGCGUGGCAUCUUGUUCGAAACGAUGGACGCUAUGCCGUGCUUACACAGGAAUACGAAAGCAAAGACGAGCGAUCAAGAAAAGAAGAAGAUGGAUGAUGUACACAACACCCGUGCAAACGACAAGCCCCUCGGCGAGGAAGAAAAGGACCGCGAGGAAAUGGAGGAAGUAUCCGACGAUGAAGAAUUAGAGGAAUUGAGUUGA